CAGCAUUAUAGGGAGCUGUACCUGUGCUGGAGCUUUGACGCGCACUGGCGAUGCCUAGAGUUGGAAGCUCAACACCAGCUUGACUACAGCAAGGCUUCACAGCCGCGUAUACCUCCAUUCUUGACUUAAAAUCCUCACCAAACCGUCCCAUACGAUACUUACAACUGCCUCGAUAAUCUUAGAAUCACUGGUGUCUCUACAACGUAGCCAUGGCCGACCGCUACUCGUUCUCACUUACCACCUUUUCCCCAAGCGGGAAGCUCGUACAGAUCGAGUAUGCCCUCAACGCAGUUAACCAGGGUGUAACAGCCCUUGGUAUCAAAGCCACCAAUGGUAUCGUCUUAGCGACCGAGAAGAAGUCGUCAUCCCCGCUCACCGACCCCGCCUCUCUAUCCAAGAUCAGCCUCAUCACUCCCAACAUCGGCAUGGUAUACGCUGGUAUGGGUCCAGAUUACCGAGUCUUGGUCGACAAAGCCCGCAAGGUCUCUCACACCAACUACAAACGGGUCUACAACGAGUACCCUCCCACCCGGAUAUUAGUACAAGACGUCGCACGAGUGAUGCAAGAAGCUACACAGUCCGGUGGUGUUCGACCUUAUGGCGUCAGCCUUCUAAUUGCUGGAUGGGAUGAGGGCAUCCUGCCAGAUGAGCAAGCUGCGGUGGAAGGUGAGACGACUGAGGACGAGAAGAAGCCAACGGGCAAAACUGGUGGCAUACUUAAAGGAGGACCCAUGCUCUACCAAGUUGACCCGUCCGGAGCUUACUAUCCCUGGAAAGCUACCGCCAUCGGCAAGAGUGCUACCUCAGCCAAGACGUUUUUAGAGAAGAGAUACACUGAGGGUCUCGAGCUAGAAGACGCUGUGCACAUCGCUCUACUAACACUGAAGGAGACUAUUGAGGGAGAGAUGAAUGGACAGACUAUCGAAAUAGGUAUUGUUGGACCGCCUGCGGAUCAUCUCCUCGGCGUUGAGGGUGUUGAGGGAGCAACAGGACCCCGCUUCCGGAAGUUAACGCCGCAAGAGAUUGAGGAUUACUUGACAAACAUGUAAUGUGGAACGUUCUAAACUUCACGCAGCCUCACAUGUA
Molecule: messenger RNA, 1086 nt
Organism: Xylaria bambusicola
Lineage: Eukaryota; Fungi; Ascomycota; Sordariomycetes; Xylariales; Xylariaceae
Product: proteasome A-type and B-type
Exons: 5
Coding region: 210-1049 (279 amino acids)
Biological process (GO): ubiquitin-dependent protein catabolic process
Cellular component (GO): proteasome core complex, alpha-subunit complex; proteasome core complex
Source: RefSeq, a predicted model, not a curated record